UCCGUGUGUGAUGGCAGCUGGGACUUGUCCGAGGCUGAAGUCGUGUGAAGGCAGCUGGGCUGUGGGAUGGCGUUAUCAGCACCACGUGGGGCUCACUUUGGACAAGGAUCUGACCGUGUGUGGCUGGAUGAGGUUCAGUGCACAGGGGCAGAAGCUGCUCUCACCGAAUGCAAGGCUAAGCCUUGGGGAGAGCAUGGCUGUAACCCCGGAGAAGAUGCCAGUGUUGUCUGCUCAGACUCCGGCAUCUCUGAAGUGACUCAGCUGCGGCUGGUGAAUGGUUCGAGUCGCUGCGCUGGGAGAGUCGAGGUGUUUCAUAACAAGAAGUGGGGAACUGUGUGUGAUUACAGCUGGGACUUACAGGAUGCUGGAGUCGUGUGCAGGCAGCUGGGCUGUGGGACGGCGUUAUCAGCCCCUGCCGGAGCUCACUUGGGGCCAGGAUCUGACCAUAUCUGGCUGGAUACUGUCAACUGCACAGGGCAGAAGCUGCCCUCUCCCAGUGCAGGGCUAAGCCUUGGGGAGACAGUAACUGUACCCAUGAAGAAGAUGCCGGCGUUGUGUGCUCAGAUAACCCUCCUCCAUCCCGUCACUGUGGGUACUGCAAGGAGAAGGAUGGGAAGCUUUCAGCACAGACCCAGCUCUCCUGUCUGA
Malaclemys terrapin pileata is the source of this 648-nucleotide messenger RNA. RefSeq names its product scavenger receptor cysteine-rich domain-containing group B protein-like. The transcript has 2 exons. The coding region runs from base 67 to 648 and encodes 193 amino acids. The record is from RefSeq and is a predicted model, not a curated record. Gene Ontology annotation, cellular component: membrane. Lineage: Eukaryota; Metazoa; Chordata; Testudines; Emydidae.